This is a messenger RNA of Sceloporus undulatus (fence lizard), 774 nucleotides long. RefSeq names its product meiosis/spermiogenesis associated 1 (gene MEIG1). Bases 126 to 569 code for a protein of 147 amino acids. Gene Ontology annotation, cellular component: nucleus. The record is from RefSeq and is a predicted model, not a curated record. The transcript is spliced from 4 exons. Lineage: Eukaryota; Metazoa; Chordata; Lepidosauria; Squamata; Phrynosomatidae.
GCAGGGCGUCGUUGAUUGGGCGCCCCGGUGCCCCGCCCACUCUAUCAGCUCCGCCCCCUUUUGAAUUGCAGGGUGCGUCUGCACUGGGGAAAUAACGCGGUUUGAUACCGCUUCAGCUCCAUCCCAUGGAACCCUGGGGCGUUCCCAUGGAAAAUCCAGUGGUGUUUAUGGAUAGUAAGGACAUACCAUCUCCAGCUUUCUCCCCCGGGGAAGCAAAUGUGAGGGACGAACCCGGUAUGUCCUUCAGCAGAGAAGCAGGUGCCCUUGAAGACCUCAAAUUAACUGGGGAUGUUGCUGGAGCCACAGCCAGUACUGACAUCAAACCAAAAUCCAUACAGCGUGCCAAAACAUGGUCAGAUGAAGUUGAGAAUCUGUACAGAUUUCAGCAAGCUGGAUAUAGGGAUGAAAUUGAAUAUAAACAAGUGAAACAAGUUGAUAUGGUUGAAAGGUGGCCAGAAACUGGAUUUGUGAAGAAGCUUCAGCGAAGGGACAAUACUUUCUAUUAUUACGACAAGGAAAGAGAAUGUGAAGACAAAGAAGUUCAUAAAGUUAAAGUUUAUGCUUACUAAUUUUUGUUAAGUUUGCUAUUUUUGUUUUGGAUUUUUUUUAAGUGAGAGGGUGUGAAAUUAUUUUAUUGCUGUUACCAAUGAAAUGCCAUUAAAAGCAUUUUUGAGACUAAACUGAUCAGAUUUUAAAUACAGCUGCACUUUGUCUUUUCAAGAGAAAAGAAUUAUGUUGACUGUGCUGUGGCAAUAAACAAAAAAUACAUUUAGA